This is a messenger RNA of Metarhizium album ARSEF 1941, 687 nucleotides long. RefSeq lists its product as uncharacterized. The transcript has 2 exons. Lineage: Eukaryota; Fungi; Ascomycota; Sordariomycetes; Hypocreales; Clavicipitaceae. Bases 1 to 687 code for a protein of 228 amino acids. The record is from RefSeq and is a predicted model, not a curated record.
AUGAGUACGGACCCAGCACAACUCGGCCGACAGCUAUCAUGGCAGGCUAUAGCUACCGAGGACGAGCCCGCGCCCGCGCCCGACGAAACGACGGGCAUUGUGUCCCGGGGAUCUGGGCAGAGCUACCAGGCGCUCCAUACGGCUGGCACGACCCGCCCCAGACCAUCUAUAUACUCCAGACCGUCACGGCCCGUCCCCUCAGACCGUCCCGAGGAUGAUGCUCCGAACGGGAGUGCCGAGAGGGAAUCCAGGUCGUGGCUGAGAGGGAAGCUGGCGGCCUUGCAGUCUGUUGAGCUGGAGAACAAAGGAAGUGUUGCACGGGACCAUCUCGCGCUAGAACGGACAUUCCUCUCCUGGUUACGCACGUCCCUGGCGUUCGCAUCCAUUGGCGUGGCCGUGACGCAACUCUUCCGGCUCAACACGACGAUAUCCGGCGGCAAUGGAAACUCCGACAACGCCACUCUUCGACGCCUGGGCAAGCCGCUGGGCUCGACGUUUCUUGGCAUCAGUAUCCUUACGCUGCUGCUGGGAGCUAGGAGGUACUUCCACGGACAGGAUUGGGUCAUCAAGGGGAAGUUUCCGGCCAGUCGCGGCACCAUUAUAUUGAUUGCGUCGGUUUCGCUGGCCAUCAUGCUGGUUUCGCUGGUGGUUGUCAUUGUCAUUCAUCCGCCAGACGAGGAUCUGUAA